GAUAUAAUAUAUAGGAUGAGCGAUAAUAGACAAACAUCGACAUCAAAUACAACGUCUACAACACCUGUAGGCGGUGCGAGUACAAGGACAAGCACAGGAUUCCCAGGCACAACUUCGACAAGUCUAGGCUCAACAUCAUCCGAUAUAAAGGAGAUGUCAAAUCAGUUCUCAAUGUCGGAUAUGAUGUCGGCACUCAAUGUAUCGUCGUCUUCCACACUGACCGACAGGGAGAUGGUGAUCAAGGGCAUGGUCAGCGGCACAGAGUACGGCGGCCCGCCCAAGCGCACGAUCUACCUUGAGGAUGACCCGCAGAUCUUUGAUCCGAGCGACCCCCAACUCAAAGAGGACAUCAUUCGAAUGAUCAUCCAAUACUUGCAGGACGAGGGUUACACAGCGUCGCUGCUCACUGUGCAGGACGAGGCCAAUGUCAAGUUCACCGAGCAGCACUACAAGGCGUCUCGCAUGAAGAAGAUGAAGAAGGCAAUACUCGAGGGCGAUUGGACCGAGGUCGAGAAACUCAGCUCAAAGACCACGUUCAAGAACCAGCAGUCCUUCCUCUACGCGGUCUACAAGCAGGCCUACCUCGAGCUGAUCGAGAAGGCCGAGUUCCAAAAGGCCUUUACAUACUUGACGAAGCGACUCAAGCCGCUCGAGGGCCGCCAGACCAACGCCGACGAGUUCAAGGAGCUGUGCUACCUGCUGACCUGCCGCUCAGUGCAGGAGGUGCCGUCAUUCAAGAACUGGGACGGCAGCAAGGGCUCGUCGCGCGAGAAACUGGUCGAGCAGUUCCAGUCGAUGCUGGACCUCGAGGGCACCAAGACUACGGGCCUGUUCCGCGUGCCCCCUCAUCGCCUGCUCACGCUGAUGAAGCAGGCCAUCACUUAUCAGAUCGAGUUUGGUCGCUACCAUCCCAAGGUCGUUCCCAGGAUCAAGUCGCUGUUGGAGGACUAUAGCUGCUUCGUGCUGCCAAACAGCUUGCGCACGACUCUCAGCGGCCACAAGAAGAAUGUCAAGUGUGUCGAGUUCAUCGGCACCAAUGGCCUGUCGCUCGCCUCGGGCUCUAGCGACAACACAAUCAAGCUUUGGAACACAGAGACAGGCGCACUGCUGUCCAAUCUUACAGGAAACACAUCGCGCAUUUGGGAUCUGUCGUCUUCGGCGUCGGGCAAGCUGUUGGCCAGCGCAUCAGGUGAUGGCCUCGUUAACAUCUGGGACAUCAGCCAGACUACCAAGCCAACGUGUCCACUUACGAUCAAGGCGCACGAGGGUGACGCCUACACCGUCCAGUUCCACCCUGGACAGGACCACAUUGCCAGCGGUGGCUACGACAAGACGAUCCACCUACACGACGUGCGCACAGGCCAACUGGUCAAGUCAUUCAUCGGCCACUCGUCGUCCAUAUCCAAGGUUAUCUUCAACCCACAUGGCAACCUCAUCAUAUCUGGCUCCAAGGACAGCACCAUCAAGUUCUGGGACAUUGUAAGUGGCGUGUGCAUCAAGACGCUGACCAGUCAUCUGGGCGAGGUGACAUCGGUGGCCACUAACAGCAGCGGAUCGCUGUUGCUGUCGGCCUCCAAGGACAACUCCAAUCGUAUGUGGGACAUCCGCACGGCGCGCCCACUCAAGCGUUUCAAGGGCCAUCAGAACACAUCCAAGAACUUCAUUCGCAGCUCGUUCGGACCAAAUGAGUCGCUGGUCGUUGGAGGCUCGGAGGAUGGCUCCGUGUACAUAUGGGACAUCGAGACGUGCAACAUCCUUCAGAAGCUGGAGGGCCAUGCCGGCAUGGUCUACUCGGUGGCAUGGAGUCAGCAACAAUCCGUCCUGGCGAGUAGCUCACACGACAACACCGUCAAGCUCUGGUGGUAUGAUCCAUCAAAGCCUGUAUUC
Molecule: messenger RNA, 1887 nt
Organism: Acytostelium subglobosum LB1
Lineage: Eukaryota; Evosea; Eumycetozoa; Acytosteliales; Acytosteliaceae
Exons: 1
Biological process (GO): mRNA splicing, via spliceosome
Molecular function (GO): protein binding
Source: RefSeq, a predicted model, not a curated record